Rhopalosiphum padi (bird cherry-oat aphid) is the source of this 3981-nucleotide messenger RNA. Its product is annotated as probable peptidoglycan muropeptide transporter SLC46. NCBI's taxonomy places the organism in Eukaryota, Metazoa, Arthropoda, Insecta, Hemiptera, Aphididae. Gene Ontology annotation, biological process: transmembrane transport. The transcript is spliced from 8 exons. The record is from RefSeq and is a predicted model, not a curated record. Gene Ontology annotation, molecular function: transmembrane transporter activity. Gene Ontology annotation, cellular component: membrane. The coding region runs from base 659 to 2347 and encodes 562 amino acids.
UGACGACAAAUUAGCAGUCUUCCGUAACUCGUGGAUACACGAUUGUUUCCAUAGUCGUAUAGCGUAACAGUCACAAGUCGAACGUCGAUCGACGACCGUACACACAACGCGUAUAUACAAUACCAAUGAUCUAUGAUAUAAUAUUUUAAUCUCGUAUUUCGUACGCGACGUGACCACCGCGUAACCGCUGCGCUCAGGGAUAUAGAACACGAUACACGGCUCUACCUAUACAAUACACAUUUGAACGUCGCACGAAGAAUACGAUUUAAUAAGCUGUUGUACCGCGUGCACAUCGGCCACAGACAGUAUAUAUAUAUAUAUAUAUUUAUAUAUUUGUACUUUUAUUACACAUAUACUUUAGGAGUGUGAAGUUCUCGUGACGACUUGGCUGAUUUAAUUCGUCAUUAAAAAAAAAUUGUUUUAAGCCUCUACCAUUGACUACAAGACAUUUUUGACGAUGUCAUAAAUCGACCGCUUUUCUGCACGAUUUCGGAAUUCGAUACGAACAAUAUAGCACAUCAUGUACGGCCAGGCAGAACUUCGCGAUUUCGGAAUAAAGAAAUUUGGACAUGUUUGAGUCCAGAUAUACUUUGCUGUUGGACACAUUCGAUUUAACCACUAGCCGUGUUUGAGCACCAUUCCAGAUAACCCUAAUACAAUGACUUACGACACCAGCGGAGUAAAACGCGAGAAGCCGUCGCCGCCGGAAGACAACCACGAAUCAUGGCAGGCCAUGAGCAUCAUGUCAAAAGCAAAAUUCAUGUUGAAACACUGUACGGUGGAACCGAUGUUGGGUUGCUAUAUAGUGUCCAGCGUGCUGGCGUCGCUCGCCACGCAGAAUCUGAACUUGCAGAAGGCGUGCCGAGUAAACCUCCGGAUGGACAACGCCACGUGCUCGGCACUGGAGAGCCGAUCGAUGGACAAUUACACGAGGGAGGACGAGGUGGUCGUCCAAGAGCUAGUCGCCGACAUGAUAAUAUGGAAAACGAUCGUGCAGAGCAGUAUACCGUCGGUGCUGAUAAUAUUCAUCGGAUCGUGGAGCGAUCGGAACCACAAACGCAAGCCGUGCAUGCUGAUACCAAUCAUCGGUGAAUUCCUCACCAGCAUCGGUCUGUUGGUCUGUACUUACUACUUUUACGAUCUCCCGAUGGAGGUGGCCGGGCUCGUGGAGUCCGUACCGCCGGCUAUGACCGGUGGAUGGAUGACCAUGUUCAUGGCCGUGUUCAGCUAUGUAGGAGACGUGACUACGGUGAAAAUGCGCACAUUAAGAAUUGGUAUAGUGAACGUAUUCUGUUCGGUAGGUGUGCCCAUCGGCACCGCGUUAUCUGGUGUACUGUUCCGAGAACUGGGAUUUUACGGUGUAUACAUCAUAGCCACAGUAUUAUACAUAUUUGCAUUUGUAUACGGCAUGGUUUUUAUCAAAGAGACAAAGCCAGUAAUCAGUAUUGAAAGCAAAGAGCCGCCGAGGGACACGUCCUGUUUGGAUUUCCUCCAAGACUUUUUCAGCCUGAGCCAUAUCAAAGAGGCCGUUCGAGUGACGUUUAAAGAAGGACAGUACAACCGAAGACUUAGAAUUAUUGCUUUAAUGGUGGUUGUCAUCGUUGUAAUGGGCCCUUUGCAUGGUGAAAUGUCUGUGAUGUAUUUGUUUACACGUGUACGUUUCAAUUGGGACGAAGUGAACUACAGUAUGUUUUCCACAUAUUCUAUGAUUACUAAUCUAGUAGGUACAAUGUUUUCGGUCGGAGUCUUCAGUCACAUGCUGCAAAUCGACGAUGCUUUGAUCGGAGUAAUAUCAUGCAUGAGUAAAAUAUUGGCCGGAUUUGUUUACGCAUUUGCUACAACGGAUUUCGUAUUUUAUUUGGCACCACUUGUUGACAUCGUAAACGGCACGUCGUUUAUUGCCAUGAGAUCAAUUAUUUCAAAACUUGUACCACCGGAUGAACUAGGAAAGGUAAACUCGCUGUUUGGCGUAUGUGAAGCUCUAGUACCCCUAAUUUAUGGACCAAUGUACAGCGCUGUGUACAAGGCUACACUGAAAACAGUUCCAGGAGCGUUUUUCUUACUCGGGGGUGCAUUAACUGCUCCAGCAGCUCUCAUAUUUUUAUGGAUGUACAAUGAACAUAAAAAGGAACAGAGAGAAAAAGAAGCAGAGAUCAAAGAUGAAGAAAAGAAAUCCGGCCCGCUGAAGAAAAAAAAUAGUUUAGAUUUCAGAAUAACCUCGCAUGACUUUGACUUAAAAACUAUAUUAGAUCGACGAACACAGACUCAUAGAGGUUCAGGGCAAUUUUCAAGUCUAGGAUUGGACAACAAAGCAUUCCAAAUGGAAGAAGGAUCUGUUAAAAGCUAAUAAUCCUGAUGACUAAUAAUAUGAUUGAGUAUUUUUUAUUCCUAAUGUCAUUAGGACACAACUUCGUUCAUUCGUAUCGUAUAUAAUGUGUACAUAAGUUAAGACGUCCGUGAAAAUGAUUGUGUACAUUGUACAAUUAUUCAAAAUUAGUAACUUAAUGUCCAUAUUUUGAUUUUUAAUGUAUGUCUGUGAAUUUCUAUCACCAUAUGGUUGAAAACAUAUAUUAUCAUUUAUAUUUAUCGUUUUCCUGUGUAUGGGGUGUGUUAAUUUUGGAACAAUUUGUUUUGAAAAUAUUACAAUUGACUCACUAUAGGUCUGAAGUAGUAUUUACACUUGUAGUUAUAGAUAAAAAUAUUUGUAAAUGACAAUCUCAGUGGCCUAAUCCAAAAUAGAAAUACUGUAUAUUAUAUAUACAUUAACUGUUAAUAAUUAAUAGUAAAACGAGUGAUUUAAACACUAAUAGUAUUGUCUUAUAGUCAUAGAAUACAGUUUUCCUAAUUUAUUUAUCUUGACAGACUUUAACAUCUAAAUUUUAAGUUACCCAUCUUUGUACAUGUAAAUAUAAAUAUAUAAUAUAUAUACACAUUUAUAAAUAGUUAUACAUUAGUCAUGUUUUGUAAUAUUUCACCGCGAGGUAUUAAAAUUAAUGAACUGUUUAAUAUAUUGGUUUGGUUAAACAAUAUAGAUUUAAGAAAAUUAAUUUGAUUUUGACCUUAUUAUUAUUAUCAUUUUUUUUUUGUUUUUUGUUAUUAUUAUAAAUAUAUAAUAUGUUGAUCAUGUGUUACGUGUUAGACAUAUAAGUAUAUUAAAUUUAAUAUCAAAAAUGUAGAAAAAAAAUCACAGUUAUAUAUAAUAAAAAUUUGCAAAUUACAAUGUACGUAUUAUAUUACUAGACAGAUGAUAAAAUUUGUAUUUGUUUAAAAUAUAUAUAAGUGAUAAUAAAGUAUAAGCUUGUUGACUUUAAAAUUAAAUUGUAGAUAGGUAACUAAAAACUUUCUUUACAUUUUGUAAACAUUGGUAGGUGUAAUCUCCAUCGGGCACCAUGGGCCAUGACUUCACUUAUAAACCCACUCAUUAAAUGGUAAUACAGCAAAUUAAUACCAGUAAAAACAUAGUCAUAGAAGAAUAAUCAUAUUUUUUACCAUUUAUACAACAAAAAUAAACAUAAUACAAUGUAUAGUAACUUUUUUAUUUAGCAAUACAGUGAUCAAGCUUUAAACAAUUAAUCUGUGAACAUUUAUUGGUUUUUAAGAAUUUUGUUCAAUAAUAUAAAGAUAUUAUUUCAAACUACAAUAAAAAUAAAAAUGCUAUAUUAAAGGUUUUCCUUUACUCAUUAAAUAUAUUUAGUGAUAUUCAUUAAAACAAUAGUGCUUUAAUAUUAACUAAAAGUUACAAGUAAAUUACUUUAUAGAUUUAUUUACAAACAUUUUAAUUAUUUUUUUAAAAAAAACCUUAAAAUUGCCUAUAUAAAGCUCCUUUAAAACACAAAAAUUAGUUGUUACUUGAUCGUUGUUUUUUUUAUAUAUAUGUAUAAAUUAUAAGUAAUAUUUAAACAAGUUUCUGUACCUUGUAUCUUUAGUUAUAAUUGUACACUUGUAAUAUGAAUCAUGAAUAAAUUAAAAUUUUUAUAUAAA